Molecule: messenger RNA, 957 nt
Organism: Trichoderma reesei QM6a
Lineage: Eukaryota; Fungi; Ascomycota; Sordariomycetes; Hypocreales; Hypocreaceae
Product: glycoside hydrolase
Exons: 3
Coding region: 46-957 (303 amino acids)
Source: RefSeq, a predicted model, not a curated record
AUGGUUAACAAAGCUGUCGUCGCUUCUCUAUUGAUGGGUGCCGCUAUGGCGGUUCCUUAUCCUCCGUCCAUCGACCUGGGGCCGACUGGCCCUGUUCCCGACACCGUCGACUUCUCUCCCAAGAAGCCCAAUGGUGGCAAUUACAUGCCUUCAAAGUCCACCAAUGCUCCUGUUUCCAGGACUGCUGACGCUCCUGCUGUCGGCGACAAGCUGGAAGCCCGAGCAACUGGCGAAAAGGUCACCAAUGGUGUCGCUCGCUUCGAUAACUCAAACAUUACAGACGGAGUCGGCAGCGGUGUUGACUCUUACACCAUGUACUGGGGAGAUGGAAGCACUGGCGCCGGCUGGCCUGCCCAGAGCCGCUGGGUUUCCUUCCAGAACAUGUUCGAUAACUACAAGAAUCAGAUGUUUGCGGCUUGCGCGAACCUGCCAACUCCCCAGCCCAACGAUAGCGGCCCUGAAGUUGGUGCUAUCUGGGAUGGUAUCCAGCAAGCGGCUGCAGCGACUGGAGUAGAUCACAGACUUAUUCUGGCCGUCAUCAUGCAAGAAUCCCACGGGUGUGUUCGUGUUCACACGACGAACGGCGGCGUCCGAAAUCCGGGGUUGAUGCAAGACCACAACGGAUCUGCCACUUGUAAUGAGAAUGGCAGGGUGCAGAACCCCUGCCCUUCAGCGACCAUCUAUCAGAUGAUCAGCGAGGGUACUGCAGGCACCAGCAGCGGCGAUGGCCUCGCCAACUGCAUCAACCAGUCUGGGCGCAACGAUGUUUCAGCCUUCUACCGUGCUGCCCGUAUUUACAAUUCGGGCUCGAUCUCGAGCACUGGGCAGCUCCAGAACGGCAUUGCCACUCACUGCUACGCCAGUGAUAUCGCUAACCGACUGACCGGCUGGGUCAACGCUCCCAAUGGAUGCAACUGCGACAACAACCCUGGUAGCUGUGGAAUCACUACCAACUGA